Triplophysa dalaica is the source of this 5777-nucleotide messenger RNA. RefSeq names its product amyloid beta precursor protein (cytoplasmic tail) binding protein 2 (gene appbp2). Lineage: Eukaryota; Metazoa; Chordata; Actinopteri; Cypriniformes; Nemacheilidae. The record is from RefSeq and is a predicted model, not a curated record. Gene Ontology annotation, biological process: intracellular protein transport. The coding region runs from base 217 to 1983 and encodes 588 amino acids. Gene Ontology annotation, molecular function: protein binding. The transcript is spliced from 13 exons.
UAUGUCGAUCGGGGAUGAGCUUUAAACAUGAGAACGUAACGCAAAGGUUGUGUUCUCCUUUAUAACAAUCCGUUUCGACCUCGAAAAGCACUUCCAACUGCAGGGGUGCAUGAAGAGCGACAGAAUAAAAAGUUUUACCUCGAUCAGGUAGCGAAGGAGGUGAAAGUAGGAGAGGAAGCGGGGGGGCUGUGGUUGGAUUUACAGAAAGAAAACAAUAUGGCCGCGGUGGAGCUGGAAUGGAUCCCUGAGACCCUGUACAACACCGCUAUCUCGGCCGUUGUCGAUAACUACGGCCGAUCGCGACGGGACAUUCGCUCUCUGCCUGAAAAUAUACAGUUUGAUGUGUACUACAAGCUUUACCAGCAAGGCCGGCUCUGCCAGCUAGGAGGGGAGUUCUGUGAGCUGGAGGUCUUCGCAAAAGUCCUCAGGGCUUCCGACAAAAGGCACCUCCUGCACCACUGCUUCCAGGCUCUGAUGGAUCACGGUGUGAAGGUCGCUUCAGUCCUGGCCAACUCCUUCAGUCGGCGAUGUUCAUACAUUGCAGAGUCAGAUACACAUGUUAAAGAAAAAGCUAUUCAAUUCGGAUUUGUUCUAGGUGCCUUCUUAUCGGAUGCCGGUUGGUAUGGAGACGCCGAGAAGGUCUUCCUGUCUUGUCUCCAGCUGUGCACGCUACAUGAUGAAGUUCUUCACUGUUAUCGUGCAGUGGAGUGUUGCGUAAGGUUACUUCACGUGCGUAAUGGCAAUUGCAAAUACCACCUGGGAGAAGAGACCUUUAAACAGGCCCAGUCUUACAUGGACAAACUAGCCAAAUACGGCCACCAGGCCAAUAAGGCUGCCCUGUAUGGAGAACUUUGUGCCCUGCUCUUUGCCAAAAGCCACUAUGAUGAAGCAUAUAGAUGGUGUAUAGAAGCUAUGAGGGAGAUCACAGUUGGUUUACCUGUGAAAGUAGUAGUUGAUGUUCUCAGGCAAGCCUCUAAGGCUUGCGUUGUUAAGCGGGAGUUCAGGAAAGCUGAACAACUGAUAAAACAUGCAGUGUUUUUGGCACGGGAACAUUUUGGACACAAACACCCAAAAUACUCAGAUACACUACUAGAUUAUGGAUUUUAUCUUUUAAAUGUGGAUAACAUCUGUCAGUCAGUGAUCAUUUACCAGACUGCACUGGAUAUACGGCAGUCAGUGUUUGGAGGAAAGAACAUCCAUGUUGCCACCGCACAUGAAGACCUUGCAUACUCAUCCUAUGUCCAUCAGUACAGCUCUGGUAAAUUUGACAACGCACUAUUUCACGCAGAACGUGCCAUAGACAUCAUAACUCAUAUUCUCCCUGAAGACCAUCUGCUGCUGGCCUCGUCCAAGAGGGUGAAAGCACUUAUUCUGGAGGAGAUUGCCAUUGAUUGCCAUAACAAGGAAACCGAGGAACGUCUCCUGCAGGAGGCCCAUGAUCUGCACCUUUCAUCACUCCAGCUGGCCAAAAAAGCCUUUGGGGAAUUCAACGUUCAGACAGCAAAACACUACGGCAACCUGGGCCGUCUCUACCAAUCUAUGCGCAAGUUCAAGGAGGCAGAGGAGAUGCACAUCAAGGCCAUUCAGAUCAAGGAGCAGCUGUUGGGACAGGAGGACUAUGAGGUGGCUCUGUCUGUGGGACACUUGGCCUCACUCUACAACUACGACAUGAAUCAGUACGAUGACGCCGAGCGCCUCUACUUGCGCUCCAUCGCCAUUGGCAAGAAGCUAUUCGGUGAGGGUUACAGUGGACUAGAGUAUGACUACAGAGGCCUCAUAAAACUGUACAACUCUGUUGGAAACUACGAGAAGGUCUUUGAAUACCACAAUAUUCUGUCCAACUGGAACCGUUUAAGGGACAGGCAGUUUGCAGUAGCGGACGCGCUGGAGGACGUCAACACGAGCCCCCAGGCCACAGAACAGGUGGUACAGUCUUUCCUCCUGUCCCAGAGCCAUGGAGCGGGACGCCCUUGCUUGGGCUAACGGCUGGGACGCCCAAUACUCUCAACCUGAGAAACACUGAAGUGCUCGCACGCCCCCAUUUUCACACACAUUCAUAGCGAUUUAUUCACGUUUAGUCAAGAAGGCCGGGGAGCGUGAUUAUGACCUUGAGCUUCUCAAGCUCUGAUACGAACAACUUUUUCAAGCAUCUCCCCUCGCCCUGGUCAUUUUCCUUUCCUUGGAACAAAAACAGCGUCAACCGUUCAACACUCGUAUGAUGAAUGGAUUUCCUUCAUACAAACCGUUUCGUUGACUUGAAUAAGAAGUUUUUUGGCGCUUUUUGUGUCGCCAUGAUUUAAGAUUUUUGGAAUUGUAUUUACAUUCGUUUUGUAUCUGAAGGAGAGACCACACUACAGGAAUAGUUUGUGUAUCACUGCAUUUUCUUUUGUGGAGGAAAUGCUUCGUGCAGCACUCACCGAAUGAGAUUUGAUUGGGAAAUAUCCCAUUGUUCCGAUAAAUGAGUGAAGAAACAGCUGUGCACAUGCUUUUCCCCAUUAACCUGAGGAUUAGAGCUUGACUUCAUGUAACGCAUAGCUUUGUAUUGAGGAUUACCUGUGUGCUCUCUUGAAAAUGAGAUCAGCCAUGUUACAUUAUGGACCAUUCUGUUUUUUAAACAAUUCAUGACACGUGUGGAAUCUAUGGACCAGUCGCUUUAGAUACCACGUUUUAAGUUCUGGUUUUGUAUUCCUUUAGUACUGACAUAGCUUAUUUUAAACUGCCAAUAAUUUAUAUGUACGGUAUGCUAUGACUUGUAGGUGUGUAACAUUGCAGAUGGAUGAGCCAAAAUAACUUCUCUUAAUAACAAGUUUGAAACCAUAGUCGACGUCUUUUGCCAUAACCAUUCGAUUCACCGAGGGGCAAGUAUGUUUAUCUGGCUUUCUAUCAGCCUUAUUACACAGCACGCUUUCACAUACACACAAAAUAAGCUGGAGUGGCGGGGACCAGGUUUUCUUUCAGAGCUCAGGCGAUGAUGAACAGCCCUGGCUUAAUGCCAGCUAACUGGACAAACGGAAGGGCUGAGCACAGCACCUGUCUUUGUGUAGAGCCCAGAGAAUUGUGGGUAUUGCUCGCAAGGGGUGUAAUUUAAAUUUGUCGCGUGGCAGGCGGCAAUUCUUAUCAUGCAAUAUUACAGUGAUGGGGAAUUUUUCUCCAUACCCGCUCUGUGUGGCACUGCCUUUUUGACCACUCCUGCUUUCACUAUUUUCAGAAUCUACACAGGGCCAUAACUGGGUUUGUGCUCAUUUAAAUCCUUUCAAGGAAUCUGGUUCACGUCUUAAAUUUCCAUGAAGUGUUGUCACACCAUAAGAAUAUUUUAUUUAAAAAAAUCAACACCACUGCUUAUUCAAUUGGCACACUACAAAACCGUUUUUGCAUCUGCAGGCUAAUUGCUGUUGUGGUCUAUCAUUUAGCAUGCGAUGCUAAUGUCUUGCGCUCAAACUGAAGUCCCAGCCUUAGUCUUAAAGGACUCUCAGUUGCUAGGCAUCUGCUUUGUCAGCCUUUUAACAUAACUAGACCUCCACCUGCCCAAUUUGUAAACUGAGCAACAGAUCACCUGUGACAUGUGAGGGACUUCAUAUUACAGUCUCUUUCACUCCUUAAAAAUCCCUUCAUUGUUGCGUGUAGAGGCUUGAUUUUGAUCAAUUCAAUUUCUGGUGUCUCUAUCAUACUAGAGAUCGCAGAACGGGGUUGCUGGAAGGAAUUCGCCUUGGUCCGAGGAUAUAGAUGGAAUAAUGGAAUAUUGAAACAAAUAAACUGUGAUCUUGAAAACUUUGUAAGUGCAUUUCCAUUGACAAUUUGCAGUAAAUGGACGUUUAGUGGAGUUCUCGUUUCAGAAGAUCUAGGGAAAAAAAAACGUUUAAGAGGUUGUAAGCUGUGAAACAAGCGAAUACUGAAUGAAUUUAUUACGUAGCUCUGAUUGCCUCUGAAUGUUGUUUAAGGGCUAAUUUGUCAACGUUAAGUGGCGAUUCACGAUUGGAAAUCCAGAGGAUUUCUCUGUCGGAAUGGGCCACAGUUUCCAAAAACAAAGGUGCUUCUAGGUGUUCUCGUUCUUUGCAUGUUUAACUAACUGUGUACAUAGAUGUAUAGCUACAAUUGGUAUUAUCCUAGUGAACUCCAUAAUAAAUAUAACUGGUUCUAAAGUGUUGAACUGAUCACAGAAAUGAACACCACCCCUUGACAAUAAAGGCAAUCCUGAUGGCAAGCAAAUUUCCUGUAUCACAAAGACGUGUUGACAUGGUUGUACACAGUAAAUAGCUUAACGCAAAAUCUGAUAAACUUGGGAUGUCAAAACAACCUUGAGUGUUUCUUUGAAAUGCACCCUUUGAGUUAAAGAGUGUUUAAAAAGGGACUGAAAACCAUGAGUAAGGCUCACUGCAUGAGACACGCUCAUCACAUUGAUUACUCGUACAGAUGGGCCUUUUAAACAAUGCAAACGUUUAUAGAAUCCUCUGAAAUUCAUUUCUGCAAUGUGUGUGAAUGCUGCCACGUAGAUUGUGAUUUAGCCAAAGUGCGGUUUCUGAUUUCUCUUGCAUCACGCUGGUACCCUGAGCAUCAGGUAGGGUACGCAACCCUUAAAAUUGUAAAAACACAACAAAGAAGUGAGCUCUGGUUUUAUUUUAAUUACCUUUUUGUGUCUGUAUCCAUCUGAGACUAGAAGUCUGCAGUGAUUUUGAUGGGGUCCGGUGACGAAGAGGAAAGUGAUUAAUUCUGACGGUUUCCUUGGAAAUGUCAGUAACCUGUGCCACAGUGAGCCUCUGCUUGGAUACACGUAGGGUUUGGUCAUUGGCUUUAUGUAACUUGCACCUCAGUAGAGUCUGCUGUACAUUGUACAUCUGUAACCACCAAAUCAUUAUUAAACACAAUUGUAUCUAUCGUUGUGAAAAUCUGUAACUAAUUUUGACACACACAGAAAGAAGAAUAUAGAACUGUCUUGCAAUGAGCAAUAUUGCUUUCAAAGUAUUAAAAUGCUUUAUUUUUGGCCUUUAAAUGUUUUUCUUUGUUUGUGGAGUCUGUGAUGUGUUUAGAAUCAAUGACUUGAAUGAACGAGGCCUUGUGAAAACCUCUUGGGUGGAUUGGUGGUUGAACAGAAAAGUUUAGCAUAAAUGACAAUUUGGGGGGAGAUCCCCUCUCUUUUGAAGCACUACGGUUCGUUGUCUCAACAACCAUGUUGUAUUUAAAUAACUUCUACUUAAAAAUAUCCAUAUUUAUAACAUGUUUAGCUUAACUUUAAAUCCUUUGUUCAUGCAACACAAAAAUAUGAAUUGGGCCUUCUGCAUAAAGUAAAUGGGCAUUUUUGAGUAGUGCAAAAUACAGAUAGAAUUAAGUAAACAUAACAUACAUUUCCAGAGCAAUGAACUUAAUAUUAUCAGUACAAAUGCUGUGAGGAAUACCCAUAAGCCCUUGCGCCUGAAAUGCAGGAUUAUACAUGAUUUUUUAAAUAGGCACUUUUGGGGGCGUUUAUAUAGCUGUUAAUAAGAUGCAUAGAUAUUUAAGAUGUAUUUAGUAUUCUUGAUGUUGUUUUGUUGUAAAUAAUCGUUUUCUUUAAAGUUAUAAUUUGUGAUUGGUGUUUGCUUUGUAAAGCAUAGUACUUGUUCAACCAAUCGUAUUGCUUACCUCAAUAAGGAACACACACAUCAAUGACGUAAGUUGUGUGCUUCUGUGAAGAAUCAUUAAAUGACUGCUAUCAAAUCGGUCAUCAAUUAUUUAAAUACUAUUUGUUUUAAUAAUAUACUUCACUAUGUUAUAUGAACAUUAAGGUAAAUAAAUUAAAUAUGUAA